Messenger RNA from Monascus purpureus, 1961 nucleotides. The record is from the annotation of a GenBank genome assembly. Lineage: Eukaryota; Fungi; Ascomycota; Eurotiomycetes; Eurotiales; Aspergillaceae.
UAAUAACCCAAAAUUUCCAAAUUUCUAUCAGCCUUCGUGGCGCAUUUGCUGGAUCGCUCACUACUUUCUGUUUUCAGAUCGCUUGCAUUUCCACCAUCAUGCCCACUGUUCAUCUCCUCGACUAUGUCGCCGGAAAUGUCCGCUCCUUGGUAAAUGCAAUCAAUAAGGUUGGAUAUCAAGUGGAAUGGAUAAAAUCACCAAAUGAUGUCAAGGAGGCAGAGGUAUUGAUACUACCCGGAGUUGGUCAUUUUGGUCAUUGCCUCUCUAAACUCUCCGAGGGGGGUUAUCUCGAUCCAAUAAUGCAACAUAUAGAGUCGGGAAAGCCGUUCAUGGGAAUUUGCGUUGGCUUACAAGCGCUUUUCAGUGGCUCUGAGGAGGAUCCGAAUGUUCCUGGACUGGGCCUGAUCCCCAUACGGAUGCGGAAAUUUAAUGACGAUACGAAGAGUGUGCCGCACAUAGGAUGGAAUUCCGCCACGAUAACUUGCUCUGGUGAAUCGGUGUACAAAAGCUUUUAUGGAUUAAAGCCAAAUAGCAAGUAUUAUUAUGUUCAUUCCUUUGCGGCUCCAUACACUCCAGAUAUUUUAGAAAAAGAAGGCUGGUCAGUCGCCACGGCGACCUACGGUGACGAGAAAUUUAUCGGGGCAAUAACGCGGGGAAACAUUUUUGCUACGCAAUUCCACCCAGAAAAGAGUGGACAGGCUGGCCUGCGUGCCAUUCGCGCCUUUCUGGAUGGAGAACAGUUCAAAUUGCUUCCACAGCCUUCACAUCCGACAGAAAAAGGGGACGGAUUGACUUGCAGAGUCAUCGCAUGUCUUGACGUUCGGACAAAUGAUGAUGGCGAUCUUGUUGUCACGAAAGGUGAUCAAUAUGAUGUCCGGGAGAAAAGUGGAGUGAAGGCUGGGGGUCAAGUAAGGAAUCUAGGAAAGCCAGUUGACAUGGCCAAAAAAUAUUACGAGCAGGGUGCCGAUGAAGUUACGUUUUUGAACAUCACUUCCUUUAGAAAUUGUCCGCUUGCGGAUACUCCUAUGCUUGAAAUUUUGAGAAGGACAUCUGAAACGGUCUUUGUACCUUUAACAAUCGGAGGUGGUAUCAAGGACACUGUCGAUACAGACGGGACUAGGGUCUCGGCUCUUGAGGUGGCAACCAUGUAUUUUAAGUCCGGUGCUGAUAAGGUCAGCAUCGGCUCCGACGCAGUUAUUGCAGCUGAGCAGUAUUACGAAGAAGGAGAAAAGCUGAGCGGUCAAACGGCCAUAGAAGCGAUAUCAAAAGCCUAUGGAAAGCAAGCUGUUGUCGUGAGCGUUGAUCCUAAACGCGUAUACGUGAGCAGCCCAGACGCCACCAAGCACCAUACAAUCAGGACCAUGUAUCCAGAUGCUACAGGCCAUAACUAUUGCUGGUACCAGUGCACCAUCAAAGGCGGUAGGGAAAGCCGUGACUUAGAUGUUCGACAGUUGGUGAAAGCUGUUGAGGCAAUGGGCGCUGGAGAGAUUCUCCUCAAUUGCAUUGACAAAGAUGGAAGCAACAGCGGAUUUGACUUGGAGCUUAUUAAUGAUGUUAAAGAUGCCAUUAAAAUACCUGUCAUCGCCUCGAGUGGUGCCGGAAUUCCUGCUCAUUUCGCUCAGGUUUUCCAGCAGACGUCUACUGAUGCGGCUCUGGGAGCUGGAAUGUUCCAUCGUGGCGAGUAUACAGUGACUGAAGUCAAAGACUAUCUCAAAGAAGAGGGGUUUUCUGUUCGCGUAUUUGAACCUGACGUCUGAGCAUCACUAGGCAUUAUGGCAUGUAUAUUACUAGUCUAUUUUUUGCGCAAGAUAUCAAUAUAUCUAUUAGGGUAAAUCCUUGAAUUCGAUAUUCAAUAUUUGAUAGGAUGAUCAUAGGUUGGAAGAGGGUAGCAAUAAUAACACUUGAAGAUCUCCAUGCGGAGUACGCUGUAAUUAACUAACUUAACUAGUUACUUCGUGAAU